Suncus etruscus (white-toothed pygmy shrew) is the source of this 1770-nucleotide messenger RNA. RefSeq names its product cytochrome P450 2J2-like. Gene Ontology annotation, biological process: xenobiotic metabolic process. The record is from RefSeq and is a predicted model, not a curated record. Gene Ontology annotation, molecular function: heme binding; oxidoreductase activity, acting on paired donors, with incorporation or reduction of molecular oxygen, reduced flavin or flavoprotein as one donor, and incorporation of one atom of oxygen; iron ion binding. Bases 33 to 1529 code for a protein of 498 amino acids. The transcript is spliced from 9 exons. Gene Ontology annotation, cellular component: cytoplasm; intracellular membrane-bounded organelle. Lineage: Eukaryota; Metazoa; Chordata; Mammalia; Eulipotyphla; Soricidae.
AAUAAACCCUACUGCCAGCCAAGCUCUGGGUCAUGGGUUUCUUGGGGACCUUGCUCUGGUCUGUGCUCCAUGCGCGCACUCUCCUGCUGGGCGCAAUCGCCUUCCUGUUCUUUGCUUAUGUUUUCAGAAAACAGCGCCCCAAAAACUGCCCUCCAAAGCCCUCAAGCCUGUUCAUGCUGGGAAGCUUCUUCCGCUUAGACUUUGAGAAGUCUCACUUGCAGGUCCAGCAGAUUGUGAAGAAAUAUGGAAAUAUUAUUAGCCUGCCUUUUGGUGGCAUGCACAUAGUCCUUUUGACUGGAUUACCCUUAAUCAAAGAAGCCCUUGUUCACCAGGACCAGCACUUCAUAAGCCGUCCUAUGACCCCUAUUCGUGAGCGGUCCUUUAAGAGAAAGGGAUUGGCCUUUUCCAGUGGCCAGAUAUGGAAGGAGCAAAGAAGGUUCACCCUGACAACACUAAGGAACUUUGGUUUAGGGAAGAAGGGCUUGGAGGAACGUAUUCAAGAAGAGACCUACUACCUUGUCCAGUCUAUAAGAGAAGAAAAUGGACAGCCUUUUGACCCUCACUUCAAGAUCAACAAUGCAGUUUCCAAUAUUAUUUGUUCCGUCACUUUUGGAGAGCGCUUUGAAUAUCAGGAUGAAAAAUUCCAGGAACUUCUAAGGAUGAUGGAUGAGGUCAUACAUUUGGAAACUUCUGCAUGGUGCCAGUUCUAUAAUAUACUCCCAAGGAUAUUUGAUUUACUUCCUGGGCCUCACCAAACACUCUUUAAAAACUGGGAAAAUAUGAAAUUGUUUGUUGCUGAAAUGAUUGAAAACCACAGGAGGGAUUGGAAUCCCAAUGAAACAAGAGACUUUAUUGAUGCUUAUUUCAAGGAAAUGGAAAAGCAUAAAGGAAACAUUACUUCCAGCUUCGAUGAAGAAAACCUCAUCUACACCACACUGGACCUCUUCCUCGCUGGAACUGAGACAACUUCAACGACACUGCGCUGGGCUCUGCUUUACAUGACCCUUCACCCAGACAUCCAAGAAAAAGUACAUGCCGAGAUAGACAGAGUGAUUGGACAGGUGCAGCAUCCAAGCAUGGCCCUCCGAGAGUCCAUGCCCUACACACAUGCAGUGGUCCAUGAGGUGCAAAGAAUGGGCAACAUUGUCCCAUUGAAUGUUCCCAGGGAAGUGACAGCUGAUACCAACCUGGGUGGAUACUAUUUGCAAAAGGGAACCAUGGUCUUAACCAAUCUGACUGCACUGCACAGUGACCCUGCCCAGUGGGCCACACCUGACACAUUCAAUCCAGAACAUUUUCUAGAGAAUGGACAGUUUAAGAAGAGGGAAGACUUCCUGCCUUUCUCCAUAGGAAAGCGGAAUUGCCUUGGAGAACAGUUAGCUAGGGCUGAGUUGUUCAUUUUCUUCACAACACUCUUGCAGAAGUUCACCUUCAGGCCCCCAGACAAUGAAAAGUUAACCCAAAAGUUCAGAAUGGGUAGCAUCCUUGGCCCUGUCAAAUACAGAAUCUGUGCUGUCCCUAGGGUAUAGAUGCCAGGCCAGAAGGAGCAGAAAUAGAUCCUAAGAAGAGAUAAACUUUGAACUCUGCUCAAAAGCCAUAGACAAAAUGAAAGUGGUUCUGAAGAAAUAAGGGAAGUAGACUCAGAAGAAACCUCCUCAAACCCUUGCUUUUCCAGAGACCUCACCAAUGCAGCCAUGAGCACAGCAAAUCAUUAUAGCCCAUAUAUGAUUUAUCUUUUCUCACAGAAGAUAAAAGGAGGUCAUCUGAAAA